GCUCGUGCUCGAUCGCCGGUCGCCGCCUCCUCCCGUUAGCUCCAAAGGCUUCAAAGCUCAACCCUAGUUUAUCUCGCUGCGGCCGCCCGCAGGCGCAUCCCUCGGCCGCCCGGACAUCCCGCCCCGCCGAAGCCUUGCCGUCGACGCCAGUUCGUCCUCCCGCCAAGGCCGGGCCGUCUCCACCGGCGCCGUUCCUCCCUCAGCAAUCGGCUUCGCCUCUCGCAGUGCCGCUCGCCUCCCGGUAGCACAAUGAAGGUCAAGAUUCUUCAGUGGCAUGCGGUAGCUUCUUGGACAUGGGAUGCGCAAGAUGAAACGUGUGGCAUAUGCAGGAUGGCAUUUGAUGGCUGCUGCCCGGACUGUAAGUUCCCUGGCGAUGAUUGCUCACUCAUCUGGGGUGCCUGCAACCAUGCUUAUCAUCUUCACUGCAUACUGAAGUGGGUCAACUCUCAAACAUCCACACCCCUUUGCCCCAUGUGCCGUAGAGAAUGGCAGUUUAAGGGCUAAAGCACAGUGGCACGUCUGGAACUGUAUCAGCAGCGGCUUUCAUUUCUCCUUGGAAAAUACUAGAAUGUAUUGUUUUAUGGGAACUUAAGUGAUGCCGUCUUUGAAGUACUCUGUAUUGUUUGCUACAAAGUUCAAAUCCUGAUUGUCAGCAUCUGCUCAAGUGACCCUGUGUAUGCUUCUGAGUUUGUGACCAAGCAAAUGAAAUGAUAUAUUUUCUGAA
Molecule: messenger RNA, 724 nt
Organism: Phragmites australis (common reed)
Lineage: Eukaryota; Viridiplantae; Streptophyta; Magnoliopsida; Poales; Poaceae
Product: anaphase-promoting complex subunit 11-like
Exons: 2
Coding region: 250-504 (84 amino acids)
Biological process (GO): anaphase-promoting complex-dependent catabolic process; positive regulation of mitotic metaphase/anaphase transition; protein ubiquitination
Cellular component (GO): nucleus; anaphase-promoting complex
Molecular function (GO): zinc ion binding; ubiquitin protein ligase activity; cullin family protein binding
Source: RefSeq, a predicted model, not a curated record